Chironomus riparius is the source of this 9855-nucleotide messenger RNA. The record is from the annotation of a GenBank genome assembly. NCBI's taxonomy places the organism in Eukaryota, Metazoa, Arthropoda, Insecta, Diptera, Chironomidae.
AUUUAAGAUAAUUUAAAAGAAAUUGACAGAUAACCUAAAUUGUUAUAACACAGCCCUGAACACAGCAAUCAGCCUAUAACAUGUUAUAAAAUUUUAUUCGAAUUCGCAAAUGAAUUAAUUUCGAAAACGUAUGAAUCAUUUAAUAAAUCAUUGAAUCGCAAUUUCAAAUUAAAAGGAUUUUUGCGAUGUAAAAAGGAAAUUGUUACAAAAAUGAGCAACACAAUUCAGAACAAUAGACCACCAUCUGAAUCCAUCGCUUUUAAAGAAUAUUUUAAACUAAUUUACACAAAUGAUUCAAAAACUUUAAUUGAUGAGGAAUCAAAAAUAAACUGCAGAAUUCUAGAAUUUUCACAUGAAUUGAGUUUAAGAGAAAUUUUGGGAUCAAUUUCAAGGUUGGAUCCUAAAAAAUAUGAAAAUCUGCUUGUAUUUAUAAUUGAGGACAGAAAUUUUGAAUUGCCCAGGAAAAAUGAUCACAGAGUACCAAGAAUUGUUGAGCUUAUUUUCGAAUUUUUAAUUGAAUUCAGCGGAAUUGAAAAACCACUUCUUCUACAACUUAAGUCAAAUGUUCAAAAUUUGACAAAGGUUUAUUUCAAAGAUCAUAAUUGUUCUAAAUUUACUGAUAUAAAGCAAAAGUCAAUCAGCAAGUCUGAAAGCUUUGACGAUUUCGCAUCAUUCAUUGGGUUUUUUAAAAAUAAUCCACGCCAAGAUUUUGAAGAUUUAGUCAUCCAAAAGCUACCAAAAAUCAAAAACUUUGAACUGAUCACAAAAUUCCUUCACACAUUGGAUUUACCUGAAGAUUUUUAUGAACGACUUGUUCUAAAAUGUGCUGCUGAAGGAACAAAAAGUGAUUUUUUAACAGCAAUCGAUGCCAAAUGUGAUGAAAAUGGAAAAAUAACAAAUUAUAGUGCACAAAGUUAUCUGGCUAAUUUAGUGAAGGAUACAUCAAUUCUUACCACUGCAAUCAAAAGUUCUAAUAAGGAAGUUACUCAUUAUCUUAUGAAACACUGCACAGAUUUGAUUCAGCAGCUUCCAUUUGAACACCAAGUUGAAUCAACGACAGCUGCAUUUGAAACACAACAACUAGGAGUUUUAUUUGACUUAUUACAACGCUCAGAUUUUCCAUUUCCCAAAGAUUUCAAACCAAAGCUUAUCACAGACAAAAGAAUUCUUAAAGUUGUUGAUGAUCGAGAACAAUUGUCCAAAGCUAUUGCCAAAGAAGACAAAGAUGAAAUUUCUAGAUUCAUAAAAAAUAACCCAAGUAUUAAAUUUGGAUACGAUAUCAAUAAUGAAUCCGUAAUGAACAAUGCACUGCGACUUAAAAAGUUUCAAUCGUUCUUCCAUCUCAAAUCACAUGGAUUCCGUGCAAUAGAAUUUAAUCAUUUUAGUGAAAAAAUUACUGACGAUAAAGAGAAAAAAGAACUAAACAAAUUUGCUCGACUGCAACGAAUAGAAAAUGUCAAAAUAUCACUUGCUGAUAAACAUAAAGCAGUCAUGUUGCUAGCUACGAGAACAUUCAUUUACAAUAGACAAGAUGUCAAUGAAAAUGAGGAAGAACAUCGAAUGAAAAUUAAAGAAUGGUAUAUGGACAUCUAUAAGGUAAAAUUCGGUUCCCAAUUGCUAGAAGCAGCAUCACAAUGUGAAAAUUUAAAACUAGUUUUUGACUUUGAAUGCGACUCGGUCGAAAAUGUUGAUGUAUCUGCUUCUUCUGCAACAUUAGGAUCAACAUAUCCAGUAAGUAAAUGGAUAUUUGUUGGUGCUAAAUCGUCAGAAAGUGAAAAUCGCAAUCAACAGAUUAAAGGUGUUAUUGCGCAUGAAAUUUGCCAUUAUGUAAUGCGAUUGGUAUAUCAAAAUAAAGAAAAUCCUUAUUAUAAGGUUGACGAUGAAGACUGUCGGCGAUUUGAUGCAAUUGCUAGUGCAAUUGAACUUAUGCUGUUUCCACAAGAAGCUGUAGAAGAAAAAGAUCAAGCAGUAGAUAAUAAUGAAUCUGAAGGACAAGGAAAAGAAGAUAUCCAGAAGAAUAAAAUCGAUGAUGAAUGUGCUGGAAUUAUUUCAACAGUUUAUACUUGUUAUGACAGAAAAGACUUUCAUCCCGAAUUGAUUGUAAGACCAGUCCAUAUCUAUGCACAGUUUGACGAUGACGACGAGUACACUGUAUAUUUACGAGAGAAGUAUAAGAUUCUUUUUGAUUUUUUCGAACAAGUUGUAAUUCCCGAGUUUGAAAAGUUCAAUUUAAAGCAACGAGAGAAAGUUAAAAAAUUUAAUGAGUUUGUAGGAGUUUUGAGCAAAAUUGAAGGUUUAAAUUAUGAAUUAUCAUCCUUAAAAGAUAUAACGAGCCUUAUCGAUAGUCAUUUAAUAAUAAUAACUACUAAUAUCCCAAAAUUAUUACUUCUUAAUGUAUAUAAACAGCUAGAUCAGACUCGCAAAAAUAUGUUAGAAGAUCAAAAUGUUUUUAUAUCGCCUGCUAUUUUGAAAAAUUCCUACAUUGUUCAAGAAUUUAAGGCAAUUGUGAAUCAAAAAGUAAAUUUAAACAUUUUUAUUGACUGUUCAAUAGGAGUAAACUCAAAAGUCAAAAGUCUAAUAAUCAAUGAAUCUUCAAACUACAUUUUUAUAGCCUCAAAUGAAAGCUAUAACAAAGAUAUAGCUGUUUUUAAAGAAAUCAAACAAAAUGUUUCCGAAAAAGUAGUAAACUAUGAAUGGAAAGAUUUAGCUGUUGAAAGUCAAAAGAGUUUGCUUCAAAUGAAGGUAACUUUCCAAAAUAACUCGUCUUCGUCACUUUUAGAAUUGUUUUCAAAUGAAAAUAAUGCAAAUCAACAGCAAACAUUUGAAGAGUUUUCAAAUGUUAUUGAUGAAGACUUAAUCAAUUCGCUGAUUAAUGGGGUGGAAGUAAAUGUCAAUACCGAGAAUAAUGUUGCAAAAGAUGUUGAUAUGCUAUACAUACCGAGAAAUUUUACCAAACAUCGUGAUCAAGAUGAAGGUAGUUCAGAAGUUUUAAUUUUGAAAUAUUCAGAACAGGAAAUGCUUGCAGACAUUACAAAUCAAAACUAUGUUCUUAUCUCAGAUAUCGCAGGCGCUGGAAAAAGUGAAACUGUCAAAAAUAUGUUAAUGACAAUUUGUGAUCAUUAUUCAAAAUAUUGGAUAACUUAUAUUGAUUCCAGACAAUACAGUAUUGAUGAGAAAUCAGGGUCAGAAGAUAUUUUAAAAUUUUUGGAUGAAAAUAUAUUAAAAAAUAAGUCUAAAUUUGAGAAGAAUAUUUUCAAAAGGUUAUACGAAAAUGGUAGAGUGUGCUUAAUUUUUGAUGAAUUAGAUAAAACUAGCUUAAAUUGUCAGAAAAUUUUAGCAGAAAUGUUCAAAACAUUUGAUUCUAAUCGUGGCAAUAAGCUCUGGAUUAUAACAAGAGAUUAUUGUGAAUCCGGUUUGAGAGAAAGCUUAAAACUAGAAGUAAGCUACAAGCUUGAUGAUUUUGGAGAAAAUCAUGGAACUGAUUUGAUUGCGUCAAGUUGGAUACUUAAUGAAUUGGAUUUAAGUUUUAAUAAUCAAUCAAGAAACGACAUUAUUAAUCAAAUAAAAUGUUCGCCAAACUUUUCAAAAUAUCAAGAAAAAGCAGAUAUCAUUGUGAAGAAAACUUUAAUAUCAAGAAGUAACUUUUUUGGAUCCAAAUUACCACAAUUUUACAAAAUUGUUGCUGAAAUUUUCAAGAACGACAAAAUUCUUCAAAUUAAUUUAACACUCUUAAAGUUAUAUGCAGAAUAUGUGAAAAUUCAGUAUGAAAAAUGGCUUUUAAAACUAAGUCACAGCAUGCAAAGUCAGAACAAACAAUCAAAGUAUCAUAAACUUCAUCAGCUCAUUGCAAUGAAAAUCUCAUUUCCUGAAGAUUCUAAUAUUUUUGACUUUGAAGAAUAUGGAUGGACGGAUGAAGAAAUUAUUGAAUGCAUUUUCCUUAUUAAAAUAGGAGAUAACUUUGUUUUCCAUUAUGAAAUUUUUCUAAACUACUUUGUUGCUGAUUACAUAGUAAGGAUCUUGAAAAAGAAAGGAAACAAAGUUUCAGGUGAUUUUUGUUUAUACUUCAUUAAAGUUCUGUCUACACCAAAAUUCAAAGAAGUGCGAAUGUUUUUAAAUGAAGCUUUUAUUGAUGCAUCAGUUGUGACUUGUAUUAACCGUAAAAUGGAUAGUCUUAGAAAAAAAAUUUGUGAACGUUCUGAUCAAUUUGAAAACUUACUGCUAAUGUUUGAAGAAAAUCGAGAACAAAUCGUUAAUUUUCUCAUUUCAGUCUUUCAAAAAGGCAAUUCUGAGAAUUUAUGUAAAAUUUUGAGCAAUAAUAUUACAAUAUUUGUCAUGAAGUCAUCGCAAUUAAAACUGAAGUUUCAGGAGUUUGUAAAUACGGUCCUCAAUUCAGAUGACUUAAAGAAAAUUAUUUCAAUAGUGUUAUCAAAAAUCUGUGAUUCAAGUCUCGAAAUUGAUGUUGGUAAAUCAAUUCUUAAAGUAUUAGAGUCAAUAAAAGGCAAAGAAUACAUUAAAGAAGCUUUGAAAUUUCAAGACGAAGAAGGAAAUAAUCUGGUCCAUAAAUUUUUCAUUGCUCACGAAGGAAAUGAUCAAAAUUUUCAAAACUUUGCACUGUUUUUAGAAACAUUUUUAGAAAAAGAUGAAGUUAUUGAACUAAUGCAGCUGUCCAAUCAUACUUGCAUGCAUACAUUCUCAAGCAAAGAAUUUGUUGAGUUUUCCUUGAACCUAUUUUCGGGUAAAUUUGCUCAUGAAAGACAAAAGUAUUUCAUAACUCAUAAGGACAAAUAUUCAAAUAACUAUAUUCAUUAUCUUUUAGUCAAUGGAGAAGAAGAUGUCAUUAAAUUUACAUCCAACAAAUUAAAAGAAUUAUUAAGCCGUGAAGAAUGUCAAGAAAUUCUGAAAACUAGAGGAAGUUUAGAAAGAAAUCUUCUUCAUAAAGUUGCUUUUCAUGUAAACAACAUCAAUAUUCAUAAGAUUUUAUGGAACUUCUAUAAAGAUUAUUUUGACAGUCAAGAAAUCACAGAAAUUUUAAAAGAAGUUGAUAAUAAUGGUGAAAACAUUUUUUAUAUUGCUGCAAAGACCUCUAAUUUUAAAAUUCUUGCAUUUUACAUUGCGGAAGCUGAAAAAUUUUUACCAAAGGACGAAAUUAAAUUGAAUUUUAUGACUUCGAAAGUUGCAACAGAAGUGGAGCAAAAGCUUUUACAAUUUUAUGAUUCUGAAGAAGUCCAAAAACAUUUAACUUCUAAGGUUCAUGAUAAAGAUGAAUUAGACAGAAAAGAUCUUAAAAGAAAUUCUAGUAAUGGAGUUCUUAGCAAUUCAAAUACUGAUAUUGUUUGGAAUAUUAUCAAAAACUUUUUCAAAUGUGAAAAUUUUACGCACGAAUUCAACAGACUUGCUCGACUUGAAUCCUCUGAAAAGCUCCUUUCAGCUUAUAAAAAUUUAGACAAUUUUGCAAUGGACCUGAAUAAAAUGGAGUUUCACGAGACAUUGUGGGAGCUACUUUUAAGAAUUUUUAAUAAGGAAGAAUUGAAAAAUUUGUUAAUUUGUAAAAACUUAAAUGAUAUUAAUUUUAUGCAUGCUCUUAUAGCAAAUUGGACCGUUGAUAAAGUUGAGUUUACAUUAAAUCAAAUCAAGGUAAACUUUAAUGAAGAAGAGAUGCAAGAAAUUAUAAAUGUAAAAGGACCAUUUGAGAGAAAUUUACUACAAACAGCAUUGUGUGAAUCAAAGGAUAUCGAAAUUUUCAAAACAUUAUGGAAUACUGUUCGGAAUUCGUUUGAAUCUUAUGAAACAUUUUUGGAAUUCCUUUGUCAUUCUGACUCCGGUGAAAAUAAUAUGCUUAUUUUAGCUGUGUACUUUACAACAAGUGAAAUUUUCAAGUUUAUAAUUGAACAGUUAGAAAUUAACCUAAAAUUAAAAGAAGUUAAAGAUUUUCUAUACAGAUUAGGCUUUGAACAUAAAAGUUUGUUAAGGGCUGCAGCAAAGAACAACACUGAUAUUGAAUUACAUGAAAGCUUAUGGAAAGUAAUCCAAAAAUAUUUUAAUUCAUCAGAAAUCUUAAAAUUAAUAGAAUCUACAGAUGAAUCAGGAAAUAACUUUUUUUUCAAUACAGUCUUUUACAAUAAUAAAUCAAUUGUUGAAAUUUCAUUAAAUGAAAUUAAGAAAAUGGAAAGCAAAACAAUUUUCAAAAUCAAUAAAUAUCUAAUUCAUGUUAAUAAGAAAGGAAAUAAUAUUCUCAUGACUUGUGUUUACUCAAGAAAUGAAGAUUCGUUAGAAUUCAUAUGCAAUACAUUAAAAAAGAACCUAAGUUCUCUUGAUCUUAAACUAUUGGUGUGCCAGACAAAUAUAAGCGAUGGAAAUAUUUUGCAUAUUGCCUCACUUAAUGCGUCGCUGAAUUUCCAUUCAAUUUUAUGGACAUUUUUGUUUCAUACUUUUGAAUAUCAAGACGAAUUUUAUUCUAUUUUAUAUGGAAAAAAUAUAAAUAACUACAACUUUUUACACAUUCUUAUUAUUUACGUCCAGAACGAAGAAAUAAUUGAAUUUGUGUUAAGGCAAAUGAAAAUUAAAUUAAGCAAUCCUCAAUACAAAGCCAUUGUAAUAGAGAAAGGCAAAGAAGGAAGAAACCUUCUUCACUUGGCUUGUAAAUCACCAAACUUUUACAAACAAAGAUUGAUAUGGAAUACUUUGCUUGAAGUUUGUGAAUCUAACAGUGAUUUUUUAAAAAUUAUAAAAGAAGUUGACAUUCAUGGAUGCAAUGUGAUUCAAUGUGGUGCUCGUUUCUCAACACAGAUGGUUUUUGACUAUUUUUUUGAAGAGUUGGAACUAACCUUUUCAAAUCAUGAAAUUAAGGAAAUUUUAAGCACAAAAGAUGAUGAAAAUAAAAAUAUUUUGCAAACAGCCGCAACAUACAAUUUGUCGCGUAACUUAAAUGUUUUAUUAUUUGAAACUAUUGAAAAAUAUUUCAAUUCUGACGAGAUAGUUGAUAUGAUGAAAAAUGUCGAUAAAAAUGGAAAUAAUUUGCUAUUUAAUUUAAUCUGUUGCAAUAAAUCUGAUACAGUACAUUCAAUUUGGUAUAGUAUCAUGAGACACUUCUUAAAAUCUGGUGAAUUUUUUCUAAAAUAUUUGAAAUUUAAAAACAACGAUGAGGAUAAUAUUCUUCAUAUUUUAAUUAAAGCUAAAAAUGUUGCAAAAUUGAAAUUUUUGUGGGUUGAAAUCGAGAAUAUUUUUAAAGAUCUUUUGUGCUCAUAUCAAUUCAGAGAUCUAAUCAAUGAAAAAUCUACGAGCAGCAACCUUAACAUUAUAUAUCUCGCUGCCAAAUCUGAUGAUAUUGAAUUUCUUGAAACAAUGUGGAGUCUUUUGUUGGAAACUUUUGGAAAUUUGGAAGAAAUUGAGAACUUUAUGUUUCAAGAAGAAGGAAUUGAGAAAAACAUUUUUGAUAUUUUUAGAGGUUUUGAUAAAACAGAUUUAGUUCUUUUAAAAAUGGUUAAUUUGUUACAAGAUAUUGCCAGUAAAACAAAGAGUCCUGAAAGAUAUAAAAUAUUAUGGACAGCUUCUCGUAAAGCAUUUAAAAAUGAUAAGGAAUUUCUGGAAUUUCUUCAAGAACAAAAGUUACUUUUUAAUGCAUUUAAUAUGGUUUUAAACUUUUCAACUGCAGAUGUUAUUCAAUUUACAAUUGAACAAUUUAAAGAAAUUGCAAUUCCAAAUCAAAUCAAAGAUAUUCUAAGACAGCAAAAUCAUAGAGGACAAAACUUGCUACAACAAUCAGUAGUUUAUAGAAAGCCACUUGAAUUCUAUGUUCAUUUAUGGAAUAUUUUUCUUGAAUACUUCAAACCGAUUGAAAUCUUGGAUAUCAUUAAUAAUAAUGACGAUCCUGAUAAUAAUCUUCUAUUCAAUGCAGUUAGAUGCAAGAAUAUGGACAUAAUUAAACAAACAUGGAAUCAGAUAAAAAAUAAUUUAAAAAAUGGCGAGAAUAGAAACGCUCAAUACAUAAUACAAAGAAUUGACAAAAAUAUUUUACAUUAUUUGAUCAACACAAAAGACGAAAACAUAUUGAAUUAUUUGUGGAAAGAAUUGGAAGAAAAUUGUUCAAAAAUGUUUAUCAUUCAAUUUAUGAAUUUAUUUUUCGACAGAAUUUCAAAUGAUAAGCAAAAUGUUUUGCAACUGACUGUAUUUUGUAAUCGUAUUGAGUUUCAUAAAUCUUUUUGGAAACUUCUUCUAAAUACGUUUAAAAAUCGCGAAAACUUAAUUAAACUAAUUAGUCAAAAAGAUAAAAAUGGAAAUAAUUUUGUUCACUUACUUGUUAUGCAUGCAAAUUCAAAAAUAAUGUUAGAAUUUAUAUUUAAUAAUAUCAAAGAUAAUGUUUCUGCAAUUGAAUAUCAAAACAUUUUGCAGUCAAAAGGAAAUUGCAACAAAAAUUUGAUCCAACUAGCUGUUUGUUUUUCAAAAGAAAUAGAAAAUAUUGAACUCGUUAUAGGAAGUUUAAAAAAAUAUUAUUACGAAAAUUUUCUUCAAUCAAAAGCUUGUGAAAAAUUAUUAAAAUUUUUCACUAAAGAAGACGUACAGAAGAACAACGUCUUUCAUCAUGCCGUGUGCUUUUCCACAAGUAAAAUUUUUACGUUAUUAAUAGAAGAAUUCAAAAAAUUAAGUUCGGAUGAAAACUUAAGAAUGACUUUGAAUAAAUUAGGUUUUGCAAAACAAAAUUUACUGCAAAAAGCUGUGGUUCAAAAUACUUCUUUAGAAUUUCAUGUAAAUUUGUGGACAAUCAUAAGUAUGUCAGAUAUUUUAGAAAUGAUUAAUCAUGUUGACGAAUAUGGACAUAAUCUUAUUCUUAAUGCCGUUAAAUGGAAUUCUAAAGAAAUUGUUGAAUAUACUUGGGAAAAUAUUAAAAUGUUUAUUGACAAAAAAGAAGAUCAAGCUGCAUAUUUAGAGAUUGUAGGUCAUUUAGAUAAAAAUUUGCGAGAUCUUGCUUUUGAAAAUCUAAUAGAUGUUAUUAGUAUGCGGAUAUAUGUCCAAAAUUUAUUAAUGGAAUAUAAUGAUGUUUUUUCUGAUAACUAAAUCUAGAGACGAUCUACAAACAAACCCAAUUUAUUGACCCAUUUAUGAUUAAUAUGUUUUUAUAGGUUUUCAAAUGUUUGCAUUGUAUGAAUAAUGUUGGAAAAUAAAAUAAAAAUGACUUUACUUCAUUCAAAAUUUUAUAUAUCUCAGAAAAUCAGCACAGUUUUUCCAACUAACACUAGAAAUAUUCCUCUAUCGUUAUUUACACACAGAAAAAUCUAACAUAAACAAACAACAAGAAAUGAAAAAUUGUGUGGAGCAUCAGCACAUAAAAUCUACAAUGAGUUGCGUGAUAUUUUCUGACAGCUUUUUUUUUGUUUUCAAACAACAUCCACGCAUUGCAGAAAAACAAAAUUGAUGUAACAAAAAUAAAGAAUUUUCAGAAGAAUAAAAAAAAACUAAUGGAAUUGAUGGAUCGAAUGAAUUUGCACGAUGAUAACGAUUUCAAUUCCAAAUUGAUUGAUUUUAUUCACGAACAACCUUAAUCAAUUGUUACGAAUGGAAUGGAAAAGCAAAGAGAGAAAAGGUGAGGAAGAGGAGGGAUAAAAAGACUAUUAAGAUCGUUGAAGGAUGCUAAAGGCUUUUAACGGAUUGAGAAUUCUCAAAAGCUUUUCCACUCAUUGCUGAAGUAUUUUUCCACUCUUUUUUACCCAUUUUAAUAUCAAACACUUAAAGGCAGCAUGUAUUUUCUCACAGAUAAUUUCACUAAAGUUUCGUCAGUAAAUUUAAUUAAAUAUUUAUCCAUUAAUUACUAUCAAUUAUGGAUUUUAUCCUUCAAAAAAACAACUUUUACGUUAAUUUGAU